AUGGACCCAACAAUCCUUUUCUGCAAUCCCCAGAAAACCAUCUUGCCUAAACUUGAGUUCUUUCGUUCUAUAGGCUUGUCAAGCACUGACAUUCCAAGAGUUAUCUGUGCUAGCUACUGCCAAGCUUUAUUGUCCCAAAGCUUAGAAAACCAGCUAAUCCCUUGUUAUAAUUUCCUCAAGAGUGUGCUUUUUCUCAAUCAAAAUGUCAUUAAAAUGUUGAAGAGUCGUCCUAGGGUUCUUCUAUUCAAUGUGGAAGAGGUACUUGCCCCUAAUAUAGCAACAUUGAGAGAAGCUGGGGUGCCUCAAUCCGUAAUCUCGUUCAUGAUGUGUCGUUCUCCUAACACACUGUAUCAGGAGAGUCUCAAGUUCAAAGAAGGUGUGAAUAAGGCAAUUGAAAUGGGAUUCAACCCUCAGAGAUCAACAUUCGCUCAUGCAGUCCAAGUGCUUUGUGAUAUGCAUGAGUCAACUUUCGAACAGAAAAAAGAGGUUUAUGGGAGAUGGGGUUUGUCUAAUGAUGAGAUUCUGUGGCAUUCAGAUCACAUCCAUUGUGUAUGA
Messenger RNA from Camellia sinensis, 555 nucleotides. The record is from RefSeq and is a predicted model, not a curated record. NCBI's taxonomy places the organism in Eukaryota, Viridiplantae, Streptophyta, Magnoliopsida, Ericales, Theaceae.